AUGCAUCAGGCCAGAGCCAAUAGCGAAGUCAAAAGAGUCCACAUGAGGGGCGACACAUCGACGCAAGAAUGCGACUCGAUCGUCAUCUUUUUCCAACGGAAGUGUGGAUGGCUGAAUCUCAGCUUGGGCACUUUUGGCGAGACUGGCGAAUUGAGACCCCGCUACGCUUUGGCUGGACCGCCUUCUUCUCUCAGUUUUCAUUGCGGGGUUUGA
Messenger RNA from Chondrus crispus (carragheen), 213 nucleotides. RefSeq lists its product as hypothetical. NCBI's taxonomy places the organism in Eukaryota, Rhodophyta, Florideophyceae, Gigartinales, Gigartinaceae. The record is from RefSeq and is a predicted model, not a curated record. The coding region runs from base 1 to 213 and encodes 70 amino acids. The transcript has a single exon.